This is a messenger RNA of Clonostachys byssicola, 1446 nucleotides long. The record is from the annotation of a GenBank genome assembly. NCBI's taxonomy places the organism in Eukaryota, Fungi, Ascomycota, Sordariomycetes, Hypocreales, Bionectriaceae.
AUGGCACCCGCAAUUCUCAAAUCUGAAGCUGAUGCCCCGGCACAAAACUACGUUGCUGCUAAGCAGCCCGCUCGGUCUCAUAGCCCCUCCCUUCUUCAUCGAUCUUUGCUAGAGAAACCUCACAAAGUGAUCAGAGCCAGUGGAAGUUAUCUCUACCUUGAAGAUGGCCGGAGAAUACUGGAUGCGUGUGGGGGUGCCGCCGUCGCCAUCAUUGGCCAUGGAAACGACGAAGUUGCACAGGCAGCCUUGGAUCAGAUGCGCCAGGUCAGCUAUGUGCACACUCUCUCUUAUACGACUGACUCAGCUGAGAACCUCGCACGGAGCAUCCUGAACUCUGAUGACUCUGGAUUUGACCAUGGUUUGGUGAAGGCCUUUUUCGUGGGAAGUGGAAGCGAGGCCAACGAUGCGGCAAUGAAAUGUGCUCGGCAGUACUGGUAUGAGAAAGGACAAAGCCAGCGCCGGUAUUUCGUGUCCAGAGAACAAGGCUACCAUGGCAAUACAAUAGGCGCCAUGUCAGUGUCGACGAUGGUCGGCCGCAAGGUUCCAUACCAAGAUAUUUUACUUCCUCAUGUUUCGCAUGUAAGCGCAGCGGAUAUUUAUCAUGGCUUGAAGGACGGGGAGACAGAAAAGGAGUUUACGCAACGCCUUAUCGCAGAGAUCGAGGAGGAGUUCUUGAGGUUAGGGCCAGAGAACAUCAUCUCUUUCAUGGCGGAGACCGUUGUUGGAGCAGCUUCAGGUACGAUGACGGCUCCAAAAGGUUACUGGUCGGCGGUACGAGACUUAUGCAACAAAUAUGGGAUUCUUCUUCAUCUCGAUGAGAUCAUGUGUGGGAUGGGCCGUACUGGAACACUGUUCGCCUUCGAGCAAGAAGGAAUCCAGCCUGACAUUGUGACCAUUGGAAAGGGCCUCGGUGGAGGGUAUUCACCUAUCGCGGCAAUGCUCAUCAACAGUACUAUUGUUGAUAGUCUUCGAACAGGGACGUCAGCUUUCAACCACGGGCAGACCUACCAAGCUCACCCAGUAUCUUGCGCUACUGCUCUCGCUGUUCAAAAUAUCUUGAGACGAGAUGGCCUUCUUGAGAGGGUAAAAAUUUUGGGGUCAAAGUUACACGAUCUGCUCUUGACAACAUUUGCAGGAUGUGACUACGUAGGUGACAUUCGGGGUCGGGGCUUGUUCUGGAGCCUUGAGUUUAUGGAAAAUAAAGCCCAAAAACGCCCUUUUCCUAGGGAAUUCCAUUUUGGCCCUCGCGUCCAACAGGCAGCUUUUACCAUGGGGGUCGCUGUCUAUCCUGGGUCAGGUACUAUCGAUGGUUUGAACGGUGACCAUGUCAUAUUUGCUCCACCAUAUACAACAACAGAGGAGGAGCUCGAAGUUGCAGUUGCUACCGUCAAAAAGGCUUACGACGAAGUACUUUCAGCUUACUUCAGUCUAGAACAUGCUAUAUAG